AUGUCAGCACAAGACCAGGAGCAUGGUUUGUUUAUGAGUCAGCUUGAUUGGUUUUAUGGAGUGGGUGAGGGUGUGAAUGUGCACGGGGUCAGCGCCAUGGAGGAGGGUCGGCUGGUGCGGGUAGGCCGCACGGCGGAGCAGCCAUCCUGUGGCGUGACUCCAAGCGGUUUCGUGUCACUCCUGUACCUUAUGAAUCCAAACGAUUGUGUGCUGUUCGAGUUCAUUUACCAGAACAAACGGACUUAUACUACUAUUGAUUCUGUAAACAAUCCAUCAGACCAUAUAGCUAUAAAGUGUGUUUUAGAUGUUACUAUUUCUUAUAAUGUGGAAAAUAUUGAGCAUGAGACCUUCGAGCGCAUAUACGGGUUACUAACGGAAUUGCGAGACUCUGGUGUUGGCUGCUACAUGGGUGGCACCUAUGCAGGAGCCUUCGGGUUUGCUGAUGACCUAAAAGGUCUAGCACCAAGUGUUUUUGCUCUCAAGAAGAUGAUAAGCAUCUGUGUAGAUUAUGCAUCGAGAUAUGACAUUGUCGUGUCGACGGGAGCCUCAGGAUGGGCUGGGGCACCUGCUGCUUCCACCAGUCGCAGCGCUCGUCGCUGGAUGCCAUCGAGCUCCCGGGAGGGACUCGGAUGCUUGCCCAUUGACAGCGACCUGGAGGGUCCUUCCUUGGAGGUAGUCGCCAAGGAGCUAAAGCAGGUCACCCUGGAUCCCCUUUGCCCUCAGCUUUUCCAGAAGGCCCCCAUGCCAGACCCUGUCGAAGGCGCCCUCUAUAUACAGGGCCACCACAACAGUGUCGAGGCCUAUGUCAAGGGCGUCCUGCGAGCCCCCGUUCCCGUGGUGGGCGUGGCAGGGGUCGUGGGAGGAAUGGCCGCCUUGCCCUGCGACGCCGCCCACCCUCCCAACGACGCUAUUGUCAUCCUGCUUUGGUUCCGGGAUCCUCUCACCACGCCCAUCUUCAGAAUGGACAGACGGACGCAGGGAAGGAGAGAAAUGAACAAGAAGAAGAAGAAGAAGGGCAACAAGAAGGAAGAGGAGACGGAGGACGAGGAAGAGGCUCUUAUGAACACUGACGAAGUCGAAGACGAGAACCUGGUGACGGUGGAUAGGCCACGUCUCUGGUGGGAUGACGGCAGGGUCGGCGACAGGGUGAGGCUGGAGGUGUCAGGGCCCAGGGUAGUGCUGCGUGUGAGUCGUCUCAGAGAGGAGGACAAGGGGCUGUACACGUGCAGGGUUGACUUCAGACACCAGCCCACCAAGACAACGAGAGUGAAUCUGACAGUGGUUGAGCCUCCGGAAAGAGUGGAAAUACAAGUGGAAGGGAAGGAGAGCCGCCUCGUGUCCCCCGGCCGCGCCUCCGUCACGCAGGUGGGGCCUUACCUAGAGGGGCAGACAGUGCGCCUCACCUGCAUCGCCCGGGGGGGAUCACCGCGCCCUCAGGUGUCGUGGCACUCGGGCACGCGCCUCCUGGACGCCAGCAUGGAGAGUGACGCCGAGGAGGUGGACGCCGAGAACACCACCACCUCCCCCGAGGCCGCCAACCUGUCCCUUGCCGCCGCCGCCAGGAGGACGCAGGAGCCGCCGCCGGAGCUUGAGGAGCCUCACAACGUCCUAACGCUGGGUCCCCUGCGGCGCCACCACCUCCAUCUGGUGCUGACUUGUGAGGCGUCCAACAACAACAUCACCUCACCCGUCUCGCUGGCAGUGGCCAUUGACAUGAGUCGUGAUGCCGCCCCUCAGCGUGAGCCUCAGCCAGGUCCCCGAGGCGCCCCUGGUGGCCGGCCGCCAAUACGCCGCCGAGUGCGAGGUGGUGGGGGCCCGUCCUCCCCCUGCCGUCACUUGGAGGAUAGGUCAGCGCCCCCCUCCCUCAGGCCGAGGUCACGGUCAGUACCAGUCACGACGCUGGAGGGAGGGAACAUCACAAGGAGUCGCCUGUUGUUCAUCCCGGGACGGAAGGACGAUGGGAGUGUCAUCAACUGCACUGCCUUCACCGCCUCCCCCAACACGACACUCUCCGCCUCUCACUACCUCGCCGUCCACUACCUCCCCUCUGCCUGGAGUAGCUUCGGUUCCUCCCUCGACUGGACUAACAUCAAGGAAGGCGACGACGUGUACUUCGAGUGUACCAUUGACGCCAACCCGCCCGUGACCAGGGUGACGUGGAAGCACAACGACGCCCCACUGGCACACAACGUCUCCGCGGGGAUCAUCGUCAGCAACCAGAGUCUCGUCCUGCAGAAGGUGGUGAGGGCGCAGGCGGGAAGGUACUCCUGCCUCGCCCACAACGCCGUCGGUACCUCAGCUUCCAACACGUUGCGCCUCGACGUGAAGUUCGCCCCAGUGUGCUCCCCCGGCCAGGUCACCACUUACGCAGUCGGGAAGUACGAGGACGCCGAAGUGACCUGCUCCGUGGACGCCAAUCCCACGCAGGAGUCCUAUCAGUGGACCUUCAACAACACGGCGGACACCAUUGACGUGCCUCAGGGUCGCUUCACUUCUCUCAGCAGUCACAGUGCCAUCACCUACACGCCGAUGACCUCCUUGGACUAUGGAACCCUCCUGUGCUGGGCCACCAACCCCAUUGGCACCCAGAAAGUCCCGUGCGUCUUCCACAUAGUGCCAGCCGGCAAGCCGGAGCCCCCUACUAACUGUACGGUGGUGGGGGGCGGGGCGAGUGAGGUGAGAGUGAGGUGCGAGGCGGGGGGCAGCGGGGGACUCUCUCAGCACUUCCUCCUGACUGCCACUCCGACCCACCUCUCCCACCCCCUCCUCCCCACCCCUCUCCCCGUCAACGUGACAGCCAUGGAGGAACCCGAGUUUCAGGUGGAGGGGCUGGCGGUUGGGGGCAGGUACCAGCUGAGAGUGCGGGCGGUGAACGAUAAGGGCGUGAGUGAGGCAGCUGUUCUCACCGUCAGUAGUCGCAGCACGAACGGCACUGUCUACCAGCUGUAUGACGGUCCCUCGGAGGCAGAAGUGCGGGACGGGGGCAAAAGUCCACACGGGGCGGAGAGCGAGGGCGGCGAGACACCAGACGACCCUCUAUUCGGAGCUCUGGAAGUCCCUUCAGUCCUCGCCGCCGCCCUGGGAGCAGGAUGCGGCCUCCUCCUCCUGGGAAGCCUCCUUAUCAUCCUACUCAUCGUCCGCGGCAGGAAGAGGAGGAGAAGGGAGGAGCCGGCGCAAACGACUCCUUCCCCAUCCUCCUCGUCCUCAUCGUCGUCCCUCGUGCCCGGCCGUUGCCUCUCUCUGGGCGCGAGGGGUGAGGCCAAGGGAAAGACGGCAGCCAAUAGGACGCUUCCGAGCAGGAGUGAGAGCACGGCGGCCAUGUUGAGUCCUGGACACCUAGAUAUGUGCCUGGAGCGGGACAUGCAGGUUGACCCGGAGAGUGACCUGGAGCCUGACGUGAUUCCCCUGAGGGAGUCCACGGGGGGCGGCGUUGGGGGCCCAGCCACUAUCCUGCCCCCCGAGGGAUACACCUGCCUGCCCCCCGCCUUCCACGCCCCUCAGACCCUAGCUGACCUAACCUACCCCGGCGUGGAUCCGCUCACUGCCCGCGCACGCCCCGGGACCUCCACAGGGAACGUACUACCCCUGCGGAACACCUCAUGCACACCUCUGGCUACCUCCACGACCUUCCGGCGGGCUCCAUAUCCUCCAUACCGCCCCCCAGGAGAACCCCUGCGCUCCCUCCGACCCUCUACCAGGACUUUGACACCCUUGAGCCCAGCCUGCCGCCGCCCGAUGACUUCUUGGACACUGACAGAAGGACGACGCCUCCGAGCAGACAAGAGAGCAGAGAUGAUGCCGAUACCCCGAGUACGCCGCUCCUCCGUCGGGGCGAAAGCUGUGUCUGAUGCCUGACGGAGAUACGAAUGUAAUGUGUCUGUGUUUCUGUGUCUGUGUGUGUGUGUGUGUGUGUGUGUGUGUGUGUGUGUGUGUGUGUGUGUGUUUGUGUUUGUGUUCGUGUGUGUGUGAGGAGAGACGAAAUCGCUCCGGAAUGUGGGCAUUAUAUUAAGUUUUCGUGUGUGUGUGUGUGUGUGUGUGUGUGUGUGUGUGUGUGUGUGUGUGUGUGUGUGUAUGUGUGUGUGUGUGUGUGUGUGUGUGUGUGUGUGUGUGUGUGUGUGUGUGUGUGUGUGUGUGUGCGCGCGCGCGCGCGCGCGCGUGUGCGUGUGUGUCGGUGAGAGAAAACACACAAACUGCAUUAAGAAAAGUGAUUAAUGGCGGCGGCUUGCAGUGCUCAAAGAUUGAAAGGAGAGAGAGAGAGAGAGAGAGAGAGAGAGAGAGAGAGAGAGAGAGAGAGAGAGAGUGUGUGUGUGUGUGUGUGUUAUUGGAUGAAUAAAUUAAUCAAUUGUAUUAAAUGAAUGAAUCAAUCACGUUUUUUAUCAUAACAAAAAAUAAUCACAAAAAAAUAACCAUUGCGACGACGAUAAAGACGAGGAGAAGAGCGACGAGGACGAGACGAAAAAAGAGGGAGAAGAAGAGAAGGAGGAAGACAAACAGUAACAAUGUCACUUCUUUUUACACGUUUCAGGAAUCCACUUUUUUGCCCUGUAUAAAUCAUUUGGUAGGUCAAUAAAACAUACCUUUGCGUACCUUUACCUGUCCACACUCCUCCUGCAGGUGACGAGGUAACCUAGACAUACCUGAGGACAAGAAGAGAGAGAGACACAGAGAACUGGAGAUGCAAAGGGAAAAGCGGAGAGACACUGAGAAUCAGAGGCAGGGAGAGGAAGUGAUGGAGAGGUGAUGCAAACAGACAGAUACGUAACAUCAACGUUCAAACUUGUUCAUCUCAUCAAUGGUUUCAAGCCACAACUUCAUUCCCGUCUUCCUAAUUGGCUGGUGACUCUGGCUUCCUGCUUUUAAUUGGUUGCUGCUACACACUCAACUCUCUCACCCCCGUCCCUGGUCUUCCCCUCCUCCUCCUCCCUGCCCGUACUGGUGGCUGGCUGGUUGGAGGUGAAUAGCUCUGCCACGUGUUGUCUUGGCACACUCAAGGUAACUGAGCUAUUGUUGCGUUGUAGUGUUGGCACCGUUGGCAGUGUCGUGAGUAGAGGCACUGUGUUGAAUAAACUGGGAGUUAUGAGCACACACAGACACACACACACACACACACACACACACACACACACACACACACACACACACACACACACACACACACACACACACACACACACACACACACACACACACACACACACACACACACACACACACACACA
Messenger RNA from Scylla paramamosain (green mud crab), 5219 nucleotides. RefSeq lists its product as uncharacterized. The record is from RefSeq and is a predicted model, not a curated record. NCBI's taxonomy places the organism in Eukaryota, Metazoa, Arthropoda, Malacostraca, Decapoda, Portunidae. Gene Ontology annotation, molecular function: protein binding. The coding region runs from base 1 to 3855 and encodes 1284 amino acids. The transcript is spliced from 20 exons.